AUGGUCGUCAAAGUCGGUAUCAACGGUUUCGGUCGUAUUGGCCGGAUCGUCAUGCGCAAUGCCAUCGAGAACCAGGACAUCGAGGUCGUUGCCAUUAAUGAUCCCUUCAUCGAGUUAGACUACAUGGUUUACAUGUUCAAGUACGACACCGUCCACGGUCGCUUCAAGGGCGACGUCCACACCGCGGACGGAAAGCUCUACAUUAACAACAAACCAAUCCACGUUUUCGGCGAGCGGGACCCUAGCAACAUUAAGUGGGGUUCGGUCGGCGCUGAGUACAUCGUCGAGUCCACUGGUGUCUUCACUAGCAUCGAGAAAGCCUCUGCUCAUCUCAAGGGUGGUGCAAAGAAGGUCAUCAUCUCCGCUCCUUCGGCAGACGCACCCAUGUUUGUCUGCGGUGUCAACCUUGAGUCUUAUGACCCCAAGUACACCGUGAUCUCCAACGCCUCCUGCACGACCAAUUGCCUUGCGCCUCUCGCCAAGGUGAUCGAUGACAACUUCGGCAUCGAGGAAGGUCUUAUGUCCACUAUCCACUCGACGACAGCCACCCAGAAGACCGUCGACGGUCCUUCCAACAAGGACUGGCGCGGUGGUCGUGCUGUUAACAACAACAUCAUCCCGUCCUCCACGGGUGCCGCCAAGGCAGUCGGCAAGGUUAUUCCUUCACUGAACGGCAAGCUCACUGGUCUUUCCUUCCGUGUUCCCACUUUGGACGUCUCCGUCGUUGACCUCGUCGUACGCCUCAAGAAGCCCGCCACCUAUGAUGACAUCAAGAAGGCAGUGAAGGCCGCCGCUGACGGCCCUCUCAACGGCAUCAUGGCCUACACCGAUGAAAGCGUCGUCUCGACGGAUUUCCUCGGCCACCCUGCAUCGAGCAUCUUCGAUGCCACUGCGGGUAUCAUGCUUAACAAGCAGUUCGUGAAAUUGAUCGCAUGGUACGACAACGAGUGGGGCUACUCGAGGCGCGUGUGCGAGUUGCUCGUGUUCGCUGCCAAGAAAGAUGCGGAAUCGCAAAACUUAAACGUGCGUGUCGAAAAUGUCAGGGAGAGGACCCUUUCUGCAAAACUUUUAGCAAAACUUUCGUUGCUCCUCAAUCACUUCACAUUUUCUUUUGAAACUAUGUAA
Suillus paluster is the source of this 1125-nucleotide messenger RNA. RefSeq names its product glyceraldehyde-3-phosphate dehydrogenase. Bases 1 to 1125 code for a protein of 374 amino acids. Gene Ontology annotation, molecular function: NAD binding; NADP binding; oxidoreductase activity, acting on the aldehyde or oxo group of donors, NAD or NADP as acceptor. Gene Ontology annotation, biological process: glucose metabolic process. NCBI's taxonomy places the organism in Eukaryota, Fungi, Basidiomycota, Agaricomycetes, Boletales, Suillaceae. The record is from RefSeq and is a predicted model, not a curated record. The transcript is spliced from 11 exons.